GGCAGGGCUGGGCCGGGUGGGCUUUUAUUUAAAAAGCGGGACCAGAGACGGAGCAGGGGCGUGUAACCGGGAGGAGGACCGGGAAGGGCGGCUCAGGAGACCGUGGGGCUGGACGGGCAGGAAGGGAGCGGGUGUGGGUGCAGCAGGGCGUGCACAGAUCCGUGCUGGUUGGUGCUCUGGGCCACGGAGGUGUUCGGUUCCUACCAGAUAAUAACCCCGAAUUCACACAACUUUUCCCCUCGAGUUUUCCAUCCGCCUGGCGUUGCGUGCCCCUAUAAAGCAGCACUCGCCCCUAUACAGCAGCACGUGUGGUUGCUGCGGGGUCGCCCUAACAGGUGUCUGAGAUGUGCUGAGAAGUUCCCUGUACGUCGGGCAGGACACGGCUGUGAUUCGGUGGGGUUUUAGGGCAGCGACUUUGCUCGCAGCGCCUGCUCCCAGCCCGGCCUCAAGCACCCAGGGGCCUGGUGGCACACGGGGACGCCGAGGCUGCGCCCUCGAGGGCUGCCUGGUGUGUUGUACGUGGCUCCUGGGCAUGUUGGCUCCUCGUCUCCUUUUCUGUCAGUGUUCGUGCAAGUGUGGUUCAGGACAGGAUUCGUUUGUGUCGUGAAGCUGAUUGAAGACGCAGAGCCGUGUUAGGAACAGCAGGGCUGCUUUCUGCGGCACGGUGAGGUACGAGGCACACGGGGCACUGAGGCUGUGGGGCAGGAACGGUUCUUGCCCGGCCUUACAGCUUGGAAGUCCCAAGCCGCCCUCGCUUUAGGAGCAUGUCUUUUGGUGGCUGAUGGAGAGAUACAGCUGCAAGUGUCCGUGUCAGCUCUUCUUCGGAGCAAAGCGCAGGCUCUGUCCUGUUGGAAGCCCAUGUAAAAAUUUGCUGUCCUGCACCGCGUAACACAGUCAGAUGGCAUGUUCCAAGAUCUCAAAGAAGAAAACUUCUCUUUUUUAGUUCUGGUUUAUUGCAGCACGGGACUAAUACAGCUUGAGGAUCUGACAAAAUUGUUGCUUCUUCCUGGCAGUGCUGAUUCAGUCCUGGUGCCCGCCAAUCUGCCCGACCAAGGGCUGAGGCGGUGUCACGGUUACACCACGCAUCUCCUGGGGGACUUCGCGCCAGCCCAGCAGGCAGGUUAAUGUAUUAACAUUAAUUUGCUUCUUCUGUUGUACUCGCUUGUGUAAGACGAGUUGUUGUAAAGCACGCAGCCUUCGUGCCCCAGGAGCCGGCCGGGUGCGCGGGGUGACGUCCUGCACGGCUGCUGGGGUGUCGGGGGGUGGCUGGGAGCCAGCGCUGCCAGGCCACUAAAACGUGCCUUGGGUCAGUGUCGGCAGUUCUCUAAAGUACACUGUCACCAGCUCCUGAUCAGGCUUCUUUGAAGUCCUGGUGGGUACGUGUGGGUUUACCAAGCGCCCGGCUGUGUGCUUUCCUCUUCAGCAUAGGCGAGUGGGUCUGUAACAGCACACAGGCAGCGCUCACAGGCGCCUGCUGUUGUCCGCUUCGGCUGGUUUCAGAACACCCGCAGCACCUCAGUCCUGAUGGCAUUCAGUGAAGCCUCACUGGGCAGCCCUAUCCAGAAAAGUCAGUCAGAAACACUGCUGUUUUACAGAACUUCGUGUAAAGUGCUGCCUGAAGCAAGAACGUGACUGCGCCAUGAGAAACUCCUCUAAUUAGCAGAAGGGACACAAAGUAGAUUUGUCAUUUCUCUUGCUGUGUGAAGGCUACUUAUUGCUCUCUGCAAGCAGAACUUUCUGUUCCCAGCAAUUGGAAAACUGCUUUGGCAUGAGCAAGACAGAACUUGCAUUUGUGCAUAAUUCUCCAGAGGCACAGUUAUGCAAAUCCGUUGUGAAGUAGCAGCGACUUCCGAAAAAUUGGAGUUUGGUUGAAUGUUUUAGCUGGGUAGGCUUCUCUAGUAAAGGCGAAGCUAACCCUGCGUCACUUGCCGUUGGAGUUUGGGAUCUCUGAGCAGCUGCUUCAUCCGGUAGCAUUUUCUGAUUGAUUUGAAGGGUGGCAAAAGAUGGAUGUGACUUGGACUCAGGAAAUGCAUACUUGGUUGUUGUAUGAAGCAGGAGGCUAUAUUAGCAGGAGGUAUAUUUCCAUCAGAGACAAGGGUUUAGUACUUGAAAUGAUUGCCGUUGUUUGUUAAUAAAAUAAUGUAAUGCAGAGGCUUAUAACGAGGCACUGUUCAGUGUAUUGGCAGGGGGGAGAAGCAGCUUACUGUACGCGGAGUUCGGGCGAUGGAUCUUCGUUCUUGUGUGAGCAGUAAAAUUAUAUUUAAUAAAUGAUGGUGAUAUUGCAAUAGUUUGGAAGAGUAGUAAUUAAGUGUGUAUUCUUUGUGGCAUUGAUUUUUUUUUUCUUUUGUAAAGUGGUUUGGGCCCGUUCCACCAUUAAUGCAUAAUGGCCUUCCUAAGGAACGCGCUGUAGCACUGAAACGUGAACUUUGCCAUGAAAUUUGUUAGGUGGCCUGGCUUGGGCUGCCUUCAGCCCUGCUCUUUAGUGGCAGCGUGAUGUUUGCAGCUGUACGAUCCAGGUGUGUUACCUGCUGUAGUGUGGCUCUUAAAUAUCCGUGCUUUGCCCCUCUCCUGUUGACCGGCUACUUCUUGGCGAAUGUCGUGCUGUCAUCUUAGCCCUUACGUUCUGCCUGCGCCAUCUGGGUGUGCAUCUGUUCGUGACCCUUGGGGAAAAGGUUUUCAGGAUGAAUCUGGAAAAACUCAGCAAACCAGAACUACUGACGCUGUUUAGCAUUCUUGAGGGAGAAUUAGAAGCGAGAGAUCUCGUCAUAGAAGCCUUAAAGGCCCAGCAUAGAGACACCUUCAUUGAAGAGCGCUAUGGAAAGUACAACAUCAGUGAUCCAUUGAUGGCUUUGCAAAGAGAUUUUGAGACCCUGAAAGAGGGGAAUCAUGGUGAAAAGCAACCAGUAUGCUCCAAUCCCUUAUCUAUUUUGAAAGUGGUGAUGAAACAUUGCAAGAAUAUGCAGGAAAGAAUGUUAUCCCAACUAGCUGCUGCAGAAAGCAGACACAGAAAGGUGAUCCUGGACCUUGAGGAAGAGAGGCAGCGUCACGCCCAGGACACGGCGGAGGGGGAUGAUGUGACCUACAUGCUGGAGAAGGAGCGGGAGCGGCUCACCCAGCAGUUGGAGUUUGAAAAAUCCCAGGUGAAAAAGUUUGAAAAAGAACAGAAGAAGCUCUCAAGCCAGUUGGAGGAAGAAAGGGCUCGCCACAAGCAACUGUCUUCCGUGCUUGUGGUAGAGUGCAAGAAAGCCACUGCCAAAGCAGCAGAAGAGGGUCAGAAGACAGCAGAAUUGAGCUUGAAAUUGGAAAAAGAGAAGAGUAAGGUGAGUAAACUGGAGGAGGAGCUGGCAUCCAAGAGGAAGUGGGGUUUACAGAUGGAAGCACAAGUAGAAAAGCAGCUCUCGGAGUUUGACAUUGAAAGAGAACAGCUGAAAGCCAAGCUGAACAGAGAAGAAAACCGUACAAAAGCACUGAAAGAAGAGGUAGAAUGUUUGAAGAAAGCCCUGAAGGAGCUGGAGGCUGCUUGCCAGGAGCACAGUCCUACUGAGCCUUUGCAGCCAAGCCCCUCAGUGAUGUCCAGAGGAGUUGCUACUGACAGUCCCGCAGUGAAGUCUGUGUCUUGCCAGACGGAGUGUCCACAAGCAGACCGAGCAAAUCCUACCAGCACCAGCAAAGCUGUGCAUACCGUGUUUCCCAGCCCUACUACACCUACUCAUUCCUAUGCAAAAUCCAAUGGUCAUUGCAAUACAGACAUGCAAACGGGUAGCGAGCUGCUGCAAACAAAUGCAGCAGAGAGCCAGGCUCAAAAGGAGAAAUCUGCUGGUACAACACUAGAAAACACAGUUGAAAAUGGAAGUUCUCCUGUAAGAACAGAGUCACCAGUGCAUCUGAUGUCCCAGCUCCCUUCUAGUGGGGUCUCCCUGUCUCCCAGCAGCACAGCUGCCUCCUCUCUAACACCUUCGCCCUGCUCCUCACCGGUUCUGACUAAACGCUUAGUGGGAGCUUCAGCAAGCAGCCCUGGUUAUCAGUCAUCCUACCAGGUGGGGAUCAAUCAACGUUUCCACGCAGCUCGGCACAAAUUUCAGUCUCAAGCUGAACAGGACCAUCAGUCAAGUGGUUUGCAGAGCCCACCGUCAAGGGAUUUGUCUCCUACUCUAGCAGACAACUCUGCUGCCAAGCAGUUAGCACGCAAUACAGUCACUCAGGUUCUUUCCAGAUUCACCAGCCAGCAGGGAGCGAUUAAACCUGUCUCCCCUAAUAGCUCACCUUUUGGCACAGACUAUCGAAAUCUGGCAAAUGCCGUGAGCCCCAAAAAUGAAUCUGGUCAUUCUCCAAGCCCUGGCAAGGUUUCCAGUCCACUAAGCCCAUUGUCUCCUGGGAUUAAGUCACCAACCAUUCCUAGAGCAGAAAGAGGGAACCCUCCACCCAUUCCUCCAAAAAAACCUGGCCUCGCUCAGUCGCCUGCUGCUCCUGCUCCACUAACCAAAACCUCUUCUCAGGCGUCCUCUCUGGGUGCCCCCAUGGACGUGGCAAGUAGCUGUUCUAACAAUACUGUAGUGUCAAAUGGCAAAGACAUGGAGAUACUCCUGCCAACUAGCAGCUAGUCUCCAGAAAAUGUGAAUGUGACAUUCCAUGGCUUAGCGUCCUAGAGCUAAGGCACUGGUUUUCGACUCCAUGUUAUUUAUUUCCAUAGUAGCAGAAUCUGUCUGUAUAAAGCAUUUAGUAUAUUUUUCUUUUUUAAUAGGUAGGAAAAUAUUUUUGUUUAUGAAGAAACCUUAACUACAGCUAUACAGUAGCCUCAAAAUGUCUCAUGGCAACGGUCAAAUCAAAUCAAGAACAGGAACCAUAAUCAUGAACUGGGACCUAUCUAUCAAACUAAAAUGGGACUGAAAUGCUACUUUUAAAUUAUGCAGAAAUAACUUUUGCAGACUUUUUACUCCAGAUGAACAUUUUAUAUAAAGUGCCUGAACUAAGCCUGCAAUAUGAAUGUGAUUCUCUGAAAAGGGUGAGGAGGGGGACCAUCUAGCUGCAGAAAGAAAUUCUUCUCUGAGUCAUGAAUGUUAAAAACACUGUUUUUCGUUUUAAUUCUUUCCGUUUGCUAAAGUAAGUUAGCAAAUGUGCUACCAAUUCUGUAAAGUGACCACCAGACUGAUGCAGCCAGCCACACUUUGUGCUUUAGGUCUUGGCUCCUAGGUAUUUUAGGAAGCAUACACAAGUUUCUUGGUGUGAAAUUUAGCAGUAAUCUGGAUUGUCCAGAUUACUCUGCUUUCAAUAUUCAUUGUCCCAGCAGGUUUUUUUGUUUGUUUGUUUCCUAUAGCAUAUCCUGUAGAGAUGCCUGGGUGCUUUAAAUGGCUAAGCUCUAGUUUCUGGUGUGUCACCUUUUAAUUUUCAAGUUCCUCAAGCAUUCUACUGUUGUGUGUAGAACUUCUGAGAAAAGGAUCUUGCUACUACUUGACAAAGAUCUUGCUAUUACUUGAAAAACAAAACACUAGUCCAUAUGAUACAGUUUCCUUUGCAACAGUAAAACAGGAUCUUCUACUAUACACAAAAGCAAUAAUUUUAUUCAUCACGUGCAUCAAUGGUGUCCAGCUGACAUGGAUUUUACACACUAGUUUUGGGAUCUUGUUGGCUUUCACUGGCUGCUACAAAUAGAGAACCAAAUCAUUACUGUCAUAGGUAAUUGACUACGUAUAUGUGUUUAGGUAGUUUCACACGUACCUAUUAAAUAUACAACACGUUAUGAAAAUCUGUAUUCUUGAGCUUCUUCCUAAUAUUAAGAAAACAAGGGAAUUCUUUGAGAUUGGAAAAAAAAAAUCACUUAGAGCAAGGAAUUGCCUAAGUUUGAGGCAAAUCCUAUGUAGGAGAAGUUAUUUGGGCCCAAAAGGGCAGUGGCAAUGGAUUCUAGUGCAGAAACGUUUGGUACGAGAAGUGUAGUCCUCACUGCCAUGUUCUGCCUAUGCUGCCCAUCACUCCACAGCACGGCAGAGUUGGUUUUCUGAGUCAUCGUGGUAAGAAGUGCAAGACAAACAUACCACAGAUCAGUGGUAGAGGCUGAGAGCGUAACCCUGGGUUAAUUAUCUCAGGUGUUGUAUCUGAACUGAUCCUAAACUUAGAAACAUUCAGCGUUUCCCUCUCACCAGUGUCAAGUUACGCACUAUAGUUUCCCACUGCCAGCGAUGCUUUCUCCUUCAUCGUUUUUGAAUAUUUAAUCAAACAAAGUACAUCCCACUUCCCUGUAGGAAAGAUCCCUGUGGCUGCCGGGCGGAUGCACUGCUGGACGUGGCCUGGAAGCUCCUUCACCUGGCAGCUCCUUCAAGCCCUGAGUCUUGCUCUGUAGGACAUCACAGCGCUUGUGCUGCUUUGGAGUGGCUGUUGUCUGAAGUGCCCCUGCUGUUCUUUCCCGUGCAGGCAGAUAUUUAGGCUAGAACAAGAGGUUUUUACAAACCUUUUAGUAGCCUUUUAAAUUGUGGUGUUACGUGCCAUGGUUCCUAAACCAUUGGAAGGGGCUACAUAUAGGAAGAUGGGCAGCCUGGAGAUAAGUGGGCAGUGGCUUUUAGGGAAGCGCAUUUAUUACUUUUUUAAGUAUUCAUAGCAGAUUUUUUCUCUUGAUGAGAGUAAUUCUGAAAACUGAUGGGCAGAUGAAUUUAGGCUCACGUAUCACUGCCGAUUCAAAAGUGAGGCUUUUGUAUACACUGCUUUAACGUGUUUCUUUGCUUUUACAUUAAUCUAAAUUGUAUUAUCCCCUUUCCUUAUCAAUAGCUCUAUAGAGAGAGAUGCUAUGAUGAAGUUUAUUAGGAAAUGCACUGAGUACUGGUUCUUCUAAAAUAUAAUACGGGAAGGGGGUGUGCAAAAGAAUGUAUUUUUGCUAGUAGCCUAUCUUCUGAGAGAAACUAAGCACAAGAUAUUAAAAUGGAUCCAACUAAUUCAGUAAGACAUUUAGAGGUAGUAUUUAACUGUUGAUGUAGAUUCUGUGUGAAAGCAACUAAAUAUUUCUUCUAUAAUUCACAUCUGUUACAAGCAGAAAUUGUUGCAGAGUUUGUCACUGGCUAAUGGAGUAUAAUGAAGUGCAAAAUGUACACACUAGUAUUAAUUCAUUAACACUUGUAAAUUUGUAAAGCCAAAUGUACCAAGCUGAACUCUUUAAUCAUUUUUAUAGCUGACGGCAUUAAACGUGUUAAACAUUCAUAUUAUCAAUAAAGGAUUUUAUUUU
Cygnus olor (mute swan) is the source of this 7207-nucleotide messenger RNA. RefSeq names its product CTTNBP2 N-terminal like (gene CTTNBP2NL). The transcript has 5 exons. Lineage: Eukaryota; Metazoa; Chordata; Aves; Anseriformes; Anatidae. The record is from RefSeq and is a predicted model, not a curated record. The coding region runs from base 2682 to 4601 and encodes 639 amino acids.